Molecule: messenger RNA, 3160 nt
Organism: Diprion similis
Lineage: Eukaryota; Metazoa; Arthropoda; Insecta; Hymenoptera; Diprionidae
Product: zinc finger protein 600-like
Exons: 5
Coding region: 425-3064 (879 amino acids)
Source: RefSeq, a predicted model, not a curated record
AAUUGAGAAAAGACUACGGAAAACCCUUCCGUACCAGCCGUUCGUAGUUACUUUUUGUAAUUGGCCAUUAGGGGCUAUGCUUAAUGGAUGCUCAGGCUGAUCCGACAGCGAAAACGAUUUAUUUCUACGUAAUUGGACUUAUCACUGUGAUGGAUGAAGUUCGCAUAGUUUGAAUAAAAAUUAACAAAUUUAUUCAAAUCACUGUUCCACACACUUUUGUUACAUAGCAGUUGAUAAAGAACGAUCGGAAGUAAUAACGAGGAGUGAUUUUAUGGCAAAAUGGUUAUCGCAGUUUGCAAGAAAAGAUUGAAACUGUCAUGACUGGAAAGAUUUCAUAGCCAGCAACAAAUCUUGAGGAAGAAUACGGUCGAACGACAAGCCAGUAAACUGAAAAUUAUAGACUAGACAGGAUCGAGUGUUUGUUAUGGCUGACGAAAUCACUUCGCCGCAUAAAGUAAAGUCCUUGAAUGUCAAAAGUAAGAGUAAAGAAAUAUUGAUACAGGAGAAUCCUUGUUUCACUGAAAGAUAUUUGGGAGAGAAAGAUCCAGAUCCUAAUCAAGUCGAAUGCUUUUUAACAAACCCUAAUGAAGCUGAGAAAGAUGUUCAUCUUGAAAUCCGUAAUAGAUUAUUGUGCCAAAUAUGCAACGCCAUUUUUAAGGGAUCAAGUUCAAGACACAACCUCUUGGAACACAUAAAUUCGAUUCACAGUUUUCACAUUUUUAACAAAGGUCACAGAUGUCGUGCUUGUAAUCUAGUAUUUUACACUUUGAAAGCAUUUGAGACGCACAAAAAUAUUUGUGAAAAGGAAUCCAAAAGUUCAAUUGAAGCCCAUUCUCCUGAUGGUAUCAAAGAAAUUGUUGCAAUAGACCGUGAGAAGAGCAAAUCUAAUACAAGAACUGCAGAAAGCAAUGCUAAGAUUAAAAUAGAAGAUGAAAGCGAAGGUGGAACUUUGGAAAGUGACUUAUUACCAGGUGAAAGAGAUCUUAAAAACAAUUCUUUCAAAUGCUACAUCUGUUCCACCGUACUUAGUAAAACAAAAGAUUUCACGUCACAUUUGUUGAGUAGACAUAAAAAAGAAAUAAGUGAAAUAGAGUUUGACGAUUUGUCCUACAGAUGUAAGAAAUGUCUGUUGACAUUUCCAAAUUUGCUUCUGUUGCGGUCGCAUUUCUUAAAAAAACAUACUACGCUGAUUAUCUACAGAUGUGUUAUGUGUCAUGUCACAAUGAGGUCUAAGAAAUCUUUGAAAAUUCAUUUCAACGACACCCAUGCCCCAAAAACCAAAGAACUACAGUCGUGCAAUGAAUGUGGAAAGGAGCUGUCGAACCUCAGAGCUCUUAAAGCUCAUAUCAGAUUGAAACAUAGUUCUAAUAAUAACAAACAAGGUUUUCGAUGCAGACUUUGCAAGCAUAAAUUCGACUCGAAGGAAAGCAGGAAAGUUCAUUACGAAGAACAUCAUCUAGGAGAAAGUCCGUUUGUAUGCACAGAUUGCGGAAAAGGAUUUUCAAGCAAAUCUGGCCUCUAUGGACACCGUCAGCUUCAUAAAACCGACAAGUCUUCUACUUGUCCAUAUUGCGAAAAGAUAUUUAACAGAAGAGACAGCUACCAUGAACAUAUAUUAAUUCAUGUUGGACCGAAGCAUCGUUGUCCACAUUGCCCAAAAGAGUUUGUGCAACGCAGUAAUUUGGUUCGUCACAUCCGGAUUCACACAGGGCAGAAGCCAUACACCUGCACAUUUUGUGAUAAACGGUUUUCGGACAAAGGCGCAUGUAACUCUCACAUUCGUGUGCACACCAAAGAAGAACAAUGCGUCUGCUCGUAUUGCGGUCAAUCUUUCACCAAAAAACAGAAGCUCAAGUAUCACAUACGAAAACACACUGGCGAGGGCUUGUUGAGCUGUGAAAUAUGCUAUAAAACCUUCACCAACUCUUUUGCGCUGAAAGAACACAGAGCCAUUCAUGACAGGCAAACGCAAACCAUUUGCAUCGAAUGUGGCAAGGCAUUCAACAGCGCGAAAUACUUGCAGAGGCACAUUGCUCUCGUCCAUCAAGAAGCCCCAUGCUCUAACAUGGCUGUUCAGUGUCCAAUUUGUGGCAAAACAUUUUGUCACGAAGGGAGGUUGAAAUCUCAUCUCGUUACCCAUUUAGGAAAGAAACAUUUGCAAUGUCUGAUUUGCGAAAAACGGUACAGUAGCAUGAAAUCCGUGCGAAAUCACUUGCAGCAAAGUCACAACGUGAAGCCAGAUCAACCAGAAUUGAGCAAGUAUGUUCGUUCUGCGUUUGAAAACGCCCAAACGGCAUUGACUUCAGAACAGCUGAGCUUGCUGUGUUCCUCGAGUGAUGAAAAAGUUAGUUCCAAGAGUUCAACAAAAUUAAAUCACCAACAAAGGACUUGGAAUAAGGAUAUGUUCACAGGAGUGGAGAAUGAUGGUAUCAAUCAGAACGAGAGGAUCGUUAAGGAUGAAAUGUCUUCUACUCAAACUGACAAUAUCUUGAAGUAUAAUCAUCAUGACAAGUUAUACUGUAAAACAGAGUUGAAUACUUUGGCUUCCACAAUUCAUGCAGAUCAAAUUUCGCAGGAAAUCAAAACUGAAAUUCUUGAUAUUCCGGACGAAAUAGUGUCGCAUGACGAAAUUCCACAUUCUUUUGUUGAAAAAUGUUCAAGUAUUGAAGACAAACCGAAGGAAGUGAACGAAAAGAUGUCUAUGAAUGAACAGACAAACCCGAAAUGGACGAAAACAAUUUUAAGUGCAAUUAUUGAGGAGCGUAUGAAGGUAAAUGAGGAGCUGUCCAGAAUAUGUGAAAACCAAAUAAACCCUGUGGAAGAAAAAAUACCAGAAACCGGAGACAUUCCUAAUUACUUCCACGAAACGGAGCAAGAAUCAAGAUUGGAUUCGAAAUAUUCCAAAGAGAUUAAUAGGAGGAGAAAACAGAUGCGAACACCUAAGAAAUAUGUCUCAACAGUCGACACGGGCUUACUUGAAAAUAAUUUAAAAAUUAUCGUACCUAAACGGGAAAGAGUUGAAGCAAUAGCUCGUUCCCUUAAGAAGUCUACUAAUUUAAAAUAACUGCUGACAAAUAACAAGGUAAAUUAUUAUUGCGAUAUUUCUCUAAAGUAAGAUUUAGAUUUGAAGAAAAUAGGCGUUGUACCGAUUCUCCUGAUA